Molecule: messenger RNA, 1254 nt
Organism: Saccharomyces mikatae IFO 1815
Lineage: Eukaryota; Fungi; Ascomycota; Saccharomycetes; Saccharomycetales; Saccharomycetaceae
Gene: BDH2
Product: putative dehydrogenase BDH2
Exons: 1
Coding region: 1-1254 (417 amino acids)
Biological process (GO): butanediol biosynthetic process
Cellular component (GO): cytoplasm
Molecular function (GO): (R,R)-butanediol dehydrogenase activity; zinc ion binding
Source: RefSeq, a predicted model, not a curated record
AUGAAAGCCUUAGCGUAUUUCGGUAAGGGUGACAUUAGGUUCACCAACAGUCUGAAGGAGCCACGCAUCGUGGCUCCGGAUGAGCUUGUGAUUGAUAUCGCAUGGUGUGGUAUUUGCGGUACGGACUUACACGAGUACACCGAUGGUCCUAUCUUUUUUCCUGAGGAUGGACACACACAUGAGAUCAGUCACAAUCCGUUACCACAGGCGAUGGGCCACGAAAUGGCUGGCACAGUCUUGGAGGUAGGACCUGGUGUUGCACACCUCAAAGUCGGGGACAAAGUGGUUGUCGAGCCCACAGGUACAUGCAGGGACCGUUAUCGUUGGCCCGAGUCGCCGAACGUUGACAAGGAAUGGUGUGCUGCUUGCAAAAAGGGCUACUACAAUAUCUGUUCGUAUCUGGGACUUUGCGGAGCAGGUGUGCAAAGUGGUGGGUUUGCAGAGCGUGUUGUGAUGAACGAAUCUCAUUGCUACAAAGUGCCGGACUUCGUACCGCUGGAUGUUGCGGCUUUGAUCCAGCCCUUGGCCGUGUGCUGGCACGCGAUCAGUGUCUGUGAGUUUAAAGCAGGGUCUACUGCGUUGAUCAUUGGUGCUGGCCCCAUUGGUCUAGGAACUAUACUAGCGUUGAACGCAGCCGGUUGCAGGGACAUAGUCGUUUCAGAGCCUGCCAAGUUGAGGAGAGAGCUGGCUGAGAAAAUGGGUGCCAGGGUUUAUGACCCAACCGAGCACGCUGCCAGGGAAAGCAUCGACUAUCUGAGGUCAGUUGCUGAAGGUGGUGACGGAUUUGACUACACAUUUGAUUGCUCCGGGUUGGAGGUCACAUUAAAUGCUGCCAUUCAAUGUCUCACGUUCAGAGGUACUGCCGUCAACUUGGCCAUGUGGGGUCAUCACAAAAUACAGUUUUCGCCGAUGGACAUUACGCUUCACGAGAGAAAGUAUAUGGGGUCCAUGUGCUAUACACACCACGAUUUUGAAGCUGUAAUCGAGGCCUUGGAAGAACGCAGGAUCGAUGUGGCCAAGGCGAGACAUAUGAUAACGGGAAGGGUCAACAUCGAAGACGGUUUGAACGGUGCCAUCAUGAAGUUGAUAAACGAAAAGGAGUCUACCAUUAAGAUUAUUUUGACUCCUAAUAACCACGGAGAAUUAAACAAGGAAGCCGAUAACGAAAAGAAGGAUAUUUCCGAGCUUAGCACUUUCAAAAAUCAAGAAAGAUUACGGGAGUCCAUAAACGAGGCCAAGCUGCGUCAUACAUAA